UCUAGAGAGAGAAACUCAACUAAAAACACUUUCUCUCUCUAAAACGAAAGAAAGUCUUCGCGCUCUCUCUCUCUUUACUUUCGCUUUCUUUGUUGAUAGCUACUUUUGCUUUUAUAUAUUUUUUUAUUUUUUUAUUUGUUUAAAUAUUUUUAAUAGCUGCUUCUCGUCAAAAACUUUGCCGGAACUUCAUUUCAAAAGAGAGAAAGGAAAGGGAAGGAAAAGUUGGUUUUUUUUUUUCUUUCGUUUUCUUGGCGUCCAAACAGAAGGUGGCGAAUCAAAUGUGAUGGGAAGUGGACUCUCCUCUCUCUUCCCUUGCUUCAAACCGGCGACUAACCGUACCCAACAGGACCAACCGGACCUGAUCUUCACUGCCUCUGAACCGUUGGAUGAAACCCUAGGCCACUCUUUUGCCUACGUCCGAUCUUCCAACCGCUUCGUCUCUCCUACUCCUUCUGAUCGUUUUGUUUCUCCUUCUAGCUCUCUUCGUUUUUCUCCUUCUCGGGCUGGAACCGGUUCUGAGACCCGACCCGGUUUGCCUGAGACAGGAGGGUUUAAGUCCAUUUCUGGUGCUUCGGUCAGUGCUAACACUUCGACGCCCAGAACUGUCCUCCAACUUGAUAAUAUUUACGACGAUGCCAUUGACAGUAGCUCUGGCUUUGCUGCUGGUGUUUGUACUGGUGGUGGAGUAAGGAGCAGUAUUGUGAACGUUGAUGGAUUUGAGAGCACCGCGUCGUUUAGCGCGUUGCGCUUGCAACCGGUGCCACGUGGUGGCGAGGGGUUCUUCAUGUCUGGUCCCAUCGAGCGCGGUGCACUCUCCGGUCCACUUGACGCCAACUUCGGGACCGACAAUAGCGGAAGAGUACACUUCUCCGCACCGCUUGGUGGUAUUUAUGUGAAAAAGAAGCGGAGGAAGGGCAUUUCUGGUAUCAAGAAGGCCAUAUAUAGGAACUUAUCGGAAAAGAAACGGCCGUGGGUGGUGCCGGUACUGAAUUUCGUGAACCGGAAGGAAAAUUCGGGAACCGCAGAGGAGAGGGAGAGCAGAGAUGAGAGUAAUGUGCAGUGGGCGUUAGGAAAGGCGGGAGAGGAUCGGGUCCAUGUGGUCGUAUCAGAGGAGCAAGGGUGGUUGUUUGUUGGGAUUUAUGAUGGGUUUAACGGCCCUGAUGCGCCCGAAUUCUUGAUGGGAAAUCUCUACAGGGCUGUGUAUAACGAACUUCAAGGAUUAUUUUGGGACGUUGAAGAGGCUGAAGAGACGAGUAAUAUAGAAUCAACAACUGUUGUGGAGAAUGACAAUACAACCGGCUCAUCACUAGAAAAGAAUGGUACAAGUGUUGAAAAGAGUUCAAUCGGUGAUACAGGAUUGAAUUUAUUGCCUCAGGAUCAAGAUAAUAUAGCUGCAGCUAUCCUAUCAAAGGAAACGGGUGUUGGAAAUGGCGGGGGUGGUUUAAUUGGCGGGACGGAAUCAAGCUUGGCGGCCCAUGAAAGGGUUAAAAAGGUUACAUUUCAGUCAGAGGGAAUAGAGAUUACACAGAGAAGGCGGUUGUGGGAAUUUCUUGCCGAGGAGGAUGCAGAAGACGGGCUUGAUCUUUCAGGGUCCGAUAGAUUUGCAUUUUCUGUUGAUGAUGCAAUUAGCGUUAGCAAUGCAGGAUCUGCUGUUAAUAGAAGGUGGUUAUUGCUUUCAAAACUGAAACAAGGAUUAUCAAAACAUAGGGAAAAGAAAUUGUUUCCAUGGAAAUUUGGAUUGGAGGGGAAAGAGGAGAAGGUGGAAAGUAGCAGAGUGGAGGAGAGGGUUUUGAAGAGGAAGCGGAAGGUGGGACCAGUGGACCAUAAACUGGUUCUAAGGGCUUUAUCAAGAGCGCUAGAAGUGACUGAAGUAGCAUACUUGGAUAUGACUGAUAAGGUGCUAGAUACAAAUCCAGAGUUAGCAUUGAUGGGUUCAUGUUUAUUGGUGGUGUUGAUGAGGGAUGAGGAUGUAUAUGUCAUGAAUGUGGGUGAUAGCAGGGCAAUUGUUGCGCAGUAUGAACCACAAGAGGCUGGCUCUAGUGUGGAUGAUAAUGGGUUGAGUAUGGAGGGCGUAGCAGAGGGUCCUGCUCAAGUGAUGAGGCUGACUGCAUUGCAGCUGUCCACCGAUCACAGCACGAGCAUUGAAGAAGAAAUCUUAAGAAUCAAGAAUGAACACCCAGAUGACAGCCAAUGUAUUGUCAAUGAUAGAGUGAAAGGCCGUCUCAAGGUCACUAGAGCAUUUGGGGCUGGAUUUCUAAAACAGCCCAAAUUCAAUGAUGUAUUGUUGGAGAUGUUUCGGAAUGAGUAUAUUGGUACUGCACCAUACAUAUCCUGCACUCCUUCUCUUUGUCAUCAUCAACUGUGUCCAAGAGAUCAAUUUUUAGUCCUAUCAUCUGAUGGAUUAUAUCAGUAUCUGACCAAUCACGAAGUGGUUUCUUAUGUUGAGAGUUUCAUGGAGAAGUUUCCAGAUGGAGACCCAGCACAGCACCUGAUAGAGGAGCUUCUUUCCCGUGCAGCUAAGAAAGCCGGGAUGGAUUUCCAUGAAUUACUAGACAUUCCACAAGGAGAUCGCCGGAAGUACCAUGAUGAUGUUACCGUUAUGGUGAUAUCUCUUGAAGGUAGAAUCUGGAAGUCAUCAGGAAAGUAUCUUUGAAAUCUUCAUACGUUGCUGUGUCUGAACUGGUGACAACCUCUAUAAAAGAUAGAAAUGCAGUUUCAAUUCUCCAGUUGAGUCUUCUGCAAAGCAGUUCAGAGACAGGUGACCCAUUUUUUCAUGGGCUGUAUAAAACAUAUGUUUGGGCGCUAUACACAGUUAACAGGGGCAAAUUCAAAUGAUAUUAGCAAGAGACUAGUGCUAGCUAGGUAGCCUUGAAUAGUUUGACUAGAUGUCCAAAUGGGGGGAAAUCUGCAUAUGCGGUUAGUAGAAAAUGCUCCUUAGGAAAUUAAAAAGAAAAAAAAAAAAGCAUUUUUUUCUCUUGUUUGUUUCCUUUUUUUCCUUUUUCUUUUUCUUUAAAUUAAAAUCAAUGUUCUUAUUAGAUAUUUUGCAUAGGACUAUUUAUAGGUGCCUUAUUUUUGUUCUUAGAGCCAAAAUCUGGGCGAAGAGGGUUCUUUGUAAUAUGGUGGGGGUAUACUGAACUCGAACAUUUCCUUGUCUCAAAUGAGCUCUGUAAUUUUGGAGGUGGAUUUCCACCAAUGCGGUUCAAAAGAAUUGAUUUUUCCUUUCAA
This is a messenger RNA of Jatropha curcas, 3225 nucleotides long. RefSeq names its product poltergeist like 1 (gene PLL1). The record is from RefSeq and is a predicted model, not a curated record. NCBI's taxonomy places the organism in Eukaryota, Viridiplantae, Streptophyta, Magnoliopsida, Malpighiales, Euphorbiaceae. Gene Ontology annotation, molecular function: protein serine/threonine phosphatase activity. Gene Ontology annotation, biological process: protein dephosphorylation.